Messenger RNA from Gaeumannomyces tritici R3-111a-1, 2027 nucleotides. RefSeq lists its product as hypothetical. Bases 639 to 2027 code for a protein of 462 amino acids. Lineage: Eukaryota; Fungi; Ascomycota; Sordariomycetes; Magnaporthales; Magnaporthaceae. The record is from RefSeq and is a predicted model, not a curated record. The transcript has 3 exons.
UCAACAUCAAGUGCCGAGUGUUCGUUCUUGCUAGGCUAAUUAUGUACUUAUAUGGACCACUCCCCUGGCCUCCUAGUCGGUGAUUGCGCUUCAGAGCGCCGAAGCCACGCAGGUCAGCAGGACCUUCAAGGCUCCUCACUCGCUGCUUUGCUAGUGUUGUUCACACUUCUUACAUUCGCCACGAGGGAUGUCUCAUUUUCUUAGCUGACAUUCCUGUCGCGGUUGAUCCUGCGGGCCGCCGGUCAAUCACAACACAUCUGGCUCGUGCUGUAGGACCAGCUCCUUUGUCCGAGAAACCAACAGCUGUGUUCACUCCGAGAUGGAAAGAUCCAAAGUCGCACUUGCUUUCCAGCCCAGCUAUAGUGAUGCUGUAACAACUUUCGUCCCUGCCCUGCCUGUGCCUCAAAUUCCUGGAAGCGAUUUCCCCUUUAUACCACCACAUCGGAAAAGAGCCUGCAAGCAAGUGCUACCCAUGGGAUGUUUCCUCUCAGUAAACCCAAUGUUCAGCUGAGAGAUGAGCAUGGAUCAUCCGAAGUACCUCAGGAUGUCGAAUCAUGGAGCUGUGAACACAGCACUACCAAGCAUCGUGGAAGGCUCGUGGUGCAAGGCGGCUCUUGUGCAAACUCUUUUCUGCAAAGAUGUUGCGGUUGAAGCCAACCGUCCUGGCACUGACCGCCGCCGAGGUCAAGGAGCACGAGAGCCGUUGGCGACACCGACAGCGCCUGUCUGCGGAGAAGAUCACCGACGAGGCUCAGGGGCAACCCUCAGGGACCGGCAAGCAUCACGAGCCCAGGAUCCGGAUCUCGCCGCCGUCUCCAGGCCGGGGAUCACUCAACCACCCCAAGACCGACGACAUUACUGCCCAUAGGCACCGCGACCCGCUUGCUACACCGCCCGCCCAGUCCCUCCGCGGCCGCGGUGCAGUCGACGCGUUUGAGCCGUCGGGAGAGCCGGCCGUCGGGCUCGGUGACCCCGGCCCUGUUGACUUUUCAACACCACGCCGUCUGCGAAUCAGACGUCCGCAACGUGCAAGUCCGGUUUUGAUCGGUGGUGAACGCCGCGUGGGCCUGGAGGUAGAGGAGGGUCGACUGGAGCAGCCAACUGAGCCAUCGUACAGCCCCAGCUUUCCGGCUGCCAGAGAUACAGGCCAGAGUGCGUCCAGUGCCGCACCUCAAGGCCAGUCUCAUCCGGAAAUCUUGCUAUCGGAUCCAUCCGCAGAUACGGAGCUGUCCCUUCAAUCGUCAACCGCGAUACCCAGGUUUCCGCUUCCGGCUUCACGGGCUCAGGUGGCCGCAUCGACGGCAGCAGCUGACGCACCUAAAGUCCCAACUCCCGCUGAUAUCUCCGCACAGCCUACGUCAGCCGAUAUGCAUGGAGGACCAGCCACGCCGUCCAGAAGCUCGUCUCUGCAGGGUCAGGCUGACAAUUCACCGUCUAGUGUCUCUUCGAGCGAGAGUCGCACGAGGUCACUCAUGGCGACGGUCAGAUCCCUGCGGGCCCGGGUAACCUCAGCCAGCAAGCCACCCAGCAGAAUGAACGAGACGGGCACCCGCGGUCCGCCAUCGCCCACGCGACCUGGGAGACCCGGGAGACCUGCCGUUACCACCGCGGCUUCAUCGUCCUCGGUACCGCUGCAGCUGGAUGGAGCAAGUACCUUCCAUGUCUAUAAUGAUGCGCUCCCGGCGGCGAUCCAGCCACAGACCCCUCAGAACCUUCCCGAAGCGAGGCAUCGUGGUCGUCUCUUCGACAACACUAGCGCCAGCGGCGCCCAGACGGCCCCCGUGUGGCGCACAGGAAUCACGGUGACUGAUGCCUCGAGCAUUAGAGCGGCUGGCGCCGGCACCACGAGACGGCGCUACCCUCCGCGACGGGCACCCAGUCCGCCCGGGCUUGCGACGCCAGGGUUCAGAGGGCUGUACGGAGGGCUGGAGAACACGGAUGACGCCGCGCUCUUCGAUCGGGCUUCGAGACUCGCGGGGGAUCGCCGUCCAAGGGAUCCCAGCCCGGGCGACGAUGGUCCACCUUGA